AUGUGCUUGACAGAGCCACAGGACCAGGACCCAGAAGAUGUGGCUGGUGGCAGUGUGUGUAACCAUAUGUGGCUGGUGGCAGUGUGUGCCCUGGUCCCCGCCUCCCUCCUCCUCUCCCAUCAUUACCGGGAUCAGGCUGUGUCCCUCUGGAGGAGAGCUCAGGCCUGGACACUGUGGUUGGGCACAGGGCAGGUGCGGCCACAGAGCCUCCACGCCUUCGUCUUCAGCCAGUGCACUCACGGCCGAGUGGACAGUGUUCUGCGGACGUUUGACCUCUACCACAGCAAGUUUCCCUCUCUCAGCAUCGGAGCCACGGCCGGUGGGUGGAUAACUGUAUAG
Knipowitschia caucasica is the source of this 339-nucleotide messenger RNA. NCBI's taxonomy places the organism in Eukaryota, Metazoa, Chordata, Actinopteri, Gobiiformes, Gobiidae. The record is from the annotation of a GenBank genome assembly.